Molecule: messenger RNA, 1248 nt
Organism: Mytilus trossulus (common blue mussel)
Lineage: Eukaryota; Metazoa; Mollusca; Bivalvia; Mytilida; Mytilidae
Product: E3 ubiquitin-protein ligase TRIM56-like
Exons: 1
Coding region: 1-1248 (415 amino acids)
Source: RefSeq, a predicted model, not a curated record
AUGUCGAGCGCAAUCUUUACAACGUCAAAAGGACCACAUCUAAAGAAGAGGCAGCAUUCGUCUGCUUCUGUCCAAAGCAGGAAGUCCGAGACGCCAUUUGAGUCCAUUCUCAAUCUUACAACAUGUCAUUUGUGCAAGAAGGACAUGUGUUGUCCUAAACAUUUACCGUGCAUUCAUUCAUUCUGUGAAUCUUGUAUAGAGUUAUAUGUUCAACAAAUUAAGGAUACAAAAUCUUCUUCGCAUGUUUCCUGUCCGGUUUGCGAAAUGCCUGCCGCCACUGUUUCGAAUAUGUCUGCUAAAGAAUUUGCCGAGAAUCUUCCAACUAGUACAUUAAUUUCUACAUUGAUGAGUAGAAAAUGUGCGUCUUCGCCAUCUUGUAAUCGUUGUAAGGAACGUGGAAGGGAAUCCAAGGCUUCUUCAUGGUGUGGCUACUGUGCUCAGGCUCUGUGUGAUGAACAUGCUGACUAUCAUAAAGAUUUAACAACAACUAAACUCCGACAUCCGGUUGUUAGGCUUAAAGAGAUGCUUACUCCUGGAAAUUUUGAGUUCGUUCGCAAAUGUAAAUACCAUCAUAAUGAAGAAAUGACUCAUUUCUGCAAAGAGGAAUGGACGCCAUGCUGUCCGAUUUGUGCAAAGGUCAUGCAUAAAGGUUGCACUGUAGUUCUUUUACAUCAAGUUGCUAUCAAUAUAAAAAUGGACCCUAGUACUAUGAGGCUGCGUAAAGCCGUAGACACUUUAGAAACUGAAACGGAGAAACUUUUUCAAGGUCGAAUGCAAAAUAAAAAGAAACUGGAUGACCAAUUGAAAUUUGAGCAGGGAAGACUUCGAGAAUUUAGAGAAAAGAUAAAUACCCAUUUAGAUGAAUUGGAAGAUAAUUUGGCCACAGAACUCGAUGCAUUCCACACACAAAAACAAACAGAACUCGAAAAGGAAGCAAAGACAUUCAAAACAAAGAAUAACACAUUGAAUUUCUAUAAAAUGCUCUUGGACAGCAUCCAAGAAAAUUCUGGUAAUACUCAGGCAGUGCAAGAACUAGCAGCCAUUCGCAUGCAGACAAAGGCCAUGGAGGACGAGAUCAAAAUGGUAUCGGCUAGAUUAAAAUCGAUUGACAUAACUGUUGAAUAUCCGUAUGAUUUAGUCAAAUCUACAACUCGCCUUGGAUCAAUUCAGCAAAAAGUGGCACACAUUGGACGCGUUGGAACACCAAAAUCUACUGCAAGAUCCACGCCAAGAUCAUUUAAAAGUUAA